GCGGCCCCGUUGCCAUGGCGACGCGGCGGGCGCCAUGGCGGGCCUAGGCCUAGGCCCGGGAGCGGCGGGCGAUGGCGGCCUGCGGGCCCUGUACGGCUGGCUGGACACCCUGCCCCUCUCCCGGCCCCGCAGAAACGUCGCCCGCGACUUCAGCGACGGCGUGCUGGCAGCCGAGGUGGUGAAGUUUUUCUUCCCCGCCAUGGUGCAGCUGCACAGCUUCGUGCCCGCCAGCUCCACGCCGCAGAAGCUGGCCAACUGGGGACACCUCAACAGGAAGGUUUUGAGGAAGCUGAACUUGUCCCUCCCGGACGAGGUGAUCCGUCAGGUGGCGCAGUGCCGGCCGGGCAUGGCGGAGCAGGUGCUGCUCGUGCUGCGACAGAAAAUCGAGGAAAAACAGAAAAAGAGCAAGGCGCUGCCCGGCCCCCACCAGGAGCUGGGCGUGAGGACAGCACAGGAGGAGAUCGGCUACCUGGAGACGGGGGGGGGCAAGGUGAAGAGCACGGGACGGGGCUGUGCCCAGGAGCCCCCCGGGGCUGUGGGGAGCCCGGCCCCCCCGGGGGACGCCGCUGCCGCCCGCCUGCAGCUGGCAGAGAAGGAGCAGGCGCUGCUGCUGGCCCAGGAAACCGUGCAGCUCCGGCGGCGCCCCUCAGAGCAUGGCCUCGCUCCCCCUCCUCUGAAGCUCGGCACGAGGACACCGGACGGCGGCGGGGACCCAUGGCUGCGGCCAGCAAGGGCGGCAAGGCCAAGGCGGGGGGCGUGCGCUUCGCCCCCAGCCAGCCCGCGGAGGGGGCCCCCGGCCACGUCCACUUCCAGGAGCAGCUGCGGGACUCGGCGGUGAUGGUGACGCAGGAGAAGGACGGGCACUUCCUCGUCAAGGUGGGCUUCCUGAAGAUCCUGCACAAGUACGAGAUCGCCUUCCUCCUGCCCCCCUCGCAGCGGCUGGGGAAGGACGUCUGCGCCCUGCCCCUCCCCAACCCCAACCUCAGGGUCCUCAGCGUCACCUCGGGGCCUGAAGGUUACAGCAUCAAGUGCGAGUACACGGCGCACAAGGAGGGGGUCCUGAAGGAGGAGAUGCUCCUCGCCAGCGAGACCGGGGACGGCGCCGGCCUCAAGGUGGUGGUGCAGGCUCGCGUGAUGGACCGGCACCACGGCACCCCCAUGCUCCUGGAGGGGGUGCGCUGCGUGGGAGCGGAGCUGGAGUACGACUCGGAGCAGAGCGACUGGCACGGCUUCGACUAGCCCCCGGCCCCCUCCCCGGGGGGGGCACAGCUCCCUCUUUAAAGCAGGCAAGAUGCCCCCCCAGGCCCCCCAGCGCUGGUGCCACCGAGCUGGGGGCUGCCACUGCUGCUGCUCCCCCCCUGCCCGCUGAGCCAGGGCUGCUGCAGCGCCCCCCACCCUGUACCUCUGCUCCCCCCCCGGGGUGGGGGCGUCCCCAAAAAACCCCCCAAAACCCCCCUGAGGCUCCUGAAGUGCCCCGGCAGCUCCUGCCUUGGAUGGGGCUGGGGGAAAGGCCCCCCCCCUAUGCUGCCCCCCUGCUGCUGCUUCCCCCUCGCUUUUCUCCCACCCCACCCUCCCCAGGAGGGGGCAUUUGGGGGCGUGGGGGGGGGGGCACACCCCAAGCUGGGCCCCCCCGGGUUAAAUUUUGCCUCCUGGGGGCUGGCUCCCCUUGCCUGUCCAUGUCCAUGUCCACGUUGAGCACCGCCUUGCUCCCCCCUCGUGUUUUUCCCCCCUUUUUUGCUUUUUUUUUUCCCUGUCCCCCCCCCCCCCCCCCGGCCGCAGCAGCAGGAGGCUCGGUGUGCCUAUACAGAUAUAAAUAUAUAGAUAUAUACAUACAUGGCCGCGUGCGGGCGGGUUUUUAAGUACAAAAAAAGAAAAAAUAGUAUCUAUAGAGGUAACUAAUAAAUGUCAGUUUAACCGUG
Messenger RNA from Anas platyrhynchos (mallard), 1919 nucleotides. The record is from RefSeq and is a predicted model, not a curated record. Lineage: Eukaryota; Metazoa; Chordata; Aves; Anseriformes; Anatidae.